AUGAGCAUCCCAACUAAUUUCAAGGAAUGUGGGGUUGUUUCAAGAGCGAACAAGAUUACAAAUAAAGCUCAGAUUCAGUUCUCUCACAAUGAUGAUGACAAUGCCAAUCAACUGUCUUCUUUAAUUGAUCACGGAGGGUUGUUAGAAGACACAGGGUGCAAUAAGAGCUCGCUCCCACCUUUGGUAUCUCAAAGUGAAUCCCAUGACAAAAUGAUAAUCUGGGUCUCUGAGCAGCAGUGUCCACAACCUGGACUCAGAGAGAUUGAGCUCAUGGAGUGUCCUGACAUACAUACAUUCGUGAGAAACCCAAAUGAAGAAGAUGACGACGAUGGAGGAAGCAUGAAAGAAGGAAAAGACGAGGGUCCAAUGUCAAUAUCCUCCAGUUCAACUGCAAGCUCUAUUUCAAUUGGGGUGAGGAGGAAUGACAACGACAGCAACAAAGUGGAGAGCAGAACUCCGAUAGACAAAGAGGAGUGGAGAAAGAAUAGCUGUUAUGGUGCAGAGGAAGACACAUUAACAGAGGAAGAGAACACCAAAAUAGGUAGAGGAGUGCUGAAGCAGUCAAAGUCAGAAACAAAUGUCUUUGUCUCCAAUCUAUCCACAAUGAAUCUUAGUGGAAGUCUGUCUAGCGGCCUGAAUUCGAAGGGAGAUACUUUUGUCUCUCCAACCAACAUUUGUUAUCCCAACAACACUACCUCAGCCCAAGCUGUAAGAAGGGCAGCUGCUGUACAUAACAACCCUCAACCAUUAUAUUAUCAGGAGAAACAACGCCACAGUCAGGAUGACAGAGAGGACGCGAGAAGCCAGUGCAAAAAUGGAUCAUCCUCUGAUGGUGGUCUUGGACAUAGAAGAACUGGGUUUGAGGAACGGGUAAUACCAUUAAGGCGGCAACAGCUUGUCAGACCCCUGUGUCAGACAGAGAUGGGAAGAGCGCAAAAUUUAGCAGAGUGGAGUGGUCAAAGUGCUGAAGUUGAACAACCAGCCUCUGACAAUCGCACAACAGUUUCACCGAGUCACUCUCACAAUGGGUCAAACAAAAAGCUUAUAAAAUCAUCUUUGCGCGAACCAUCUGAUUUUUCACACUUGUACAACACAUAUGGAGUCUUCCAAUCCAGAGAGCCCAACCAGGCAGCCAAAAAAGAGGUUUUAUUAGCAGAAAAACAGCCAGGUUUAAUUACAAAGUCAAUUUCAAAUACCCCCAAAGCUUCCACUACAGAGAAGCGACCCCAGAAUCACUUCCCCUACAGAAGUAAUUGCUCCAGUCCCAAAAGGACAUUUACACCUCCCCAGUCUCUCCUCAGGACACCCCGGGGCUCACCAAACAGGCAGGCCUCAACGUACCUCACCUCGAAGGAUACACGGAGAGGAGCUCAAGACAGCCAGUCCGGAGGAAGCUCUGAUGUCAAAACAUCAGCUCAGGAGCAUAACAGCGCUGGCAUGAAAGCAUCAGUAAAAACCAACAUAAAACCGACUGGAAUACCCAAAGCGCCUCUCAACAACCAGCAAAGCACCCCCAACUCAAGCCAUAACUCAAGCCCCAAAGAGAGCUCUCCUUCACCGAAAGUUAAACCUAAAGGAGUACGCCCAAAAAUCAUCACUUAUGUUCGGAAAAAUCCUCAGUUCAAACCUCAGGCUGCUGACGGACCUUAUCAGGUAUCUUCUUUACCAGCAAGGUUGUCCACAUACAUCCACGGUGCAGGUACAACACCUAGUUCCUACAAAGAUACUCCUAUAGACUCCUUAAAGUCUGAAAAAGAAACCAGAAGAGCACCAGUACUCAGUGCAACCAACUUGCUUUACGGCAAGUACCACAAAGACAUGCAAACAAACAUCCUUCCAACAGGACUAUUGAGCAGGAGUAUCAGGGUUCCGGGAAAUACAAACACAAUCCCUCCUACACAUACCCACGGUUAUACAGCACCCCCAAAGCUGAGUAAUAAAACGGAAGACUUCUAUGGACCACAGUUAGAGGUUGGGAGCUCCGCCGAGGCUCCAUUACAGCUUCGGAUUGCUGUUCAGACCGGAGGGACCAGCAGUCUCUUGCGCUCUGGCAGAGGUCUACGGUUAGGCCUGGGCGCUGUGACCAGGACAGCUUCAGGUCCAGUCAAGGGCAAAGGACCUGGUCAAAGUCAGAUGUCAACAAUCAGCCAACCAAUCCAACAAGUCUGCCCAACAGCCAGCCAGAAAAGCCAUGAUAGCCCAGCUGAUGAUGAGGUUUUCACUCAUCAUGCUCCUGAGGCUCAAGCAUCAGCACAUGCACAGACCAUGACCUCCAGGUCCCUGGUUCCCAAAGCAAGCCAUUCAGGCCUUCGCGCCCCUGGGUUCAGCACCAACCGUUUCCCCGUGGGCCGCCUGGCAGCGUUUGGCUUCGUCAGGAGUUCUAGCGUGUCCUCUGUUUCCUCUGCACACUCUGCCGACAGCACACAGAAUGACUCGACCAGGAUCGCUCACCGUCUGAGUGUGGGCGAAGAGCCGUCUGUACACAGGAAGACCGCUGGCUCACCAACAAAGGAUCACAAGAGAGGUGCGCCAUGUCGCAGCAACAGCCUUCAGCCACCAUCCACACCAGCACUGCCGCGCCGAUACCUGCCUGCCCAACCAAAAAGCUCCCCUGGGGUUGGCAGGAAGGAGUUCCAGCGGAGUUCUGAGGUAACACGGUCCCUCCCGUCCUCCCCAAAGAGGCUGGCAGUUGUUCCACCCAAACCUCAGUCACCAGUCCACUCAGGCCAGCGACCUGCAGGAGGGCCACCUCGGGCAUCAGUGCCACCUGGGUCCCCUCGUUUUGUGCCCCCCUCGAGGCUGCAGCAAGAGGAGGAUGAUCAGCAGAGUGAAGAAGAAAGGAAAGCAAAGGAGAAAAAGACCGAGGAGCAACGUGAGGAGAUGGAGAGGCUGCGUGGACGCUGUGAACAGCAAGAAAAGCAACUGAAAGCUCUUAAAGAAAAACUGAGGAAGACCUAUUUGGGUUUAGAAGCCUUCAUUGUCACCACUCAGCAUUACUGCCUCAAGAAUGAAACCACAGAAGCGAAUGAACUACAAUUAUUCCAGGAAAUACAAACGAUCAAAGAGCAACUGGUUUCCAACUCUGCAAACUGGGAGAGACUCAAGCUGGAAAAGUCUGCAGUGGAAUCAGGAUUUGAACGUCAGCUGCAGGAGCUGCAGGUGCAGCAGGAAUCUGAGCUGUCCGCAAUGGAGGAGAACCUGCUGAAGUGCCACUCUGUCGAGAUGGAACACCUGAAGGCGGAGCAUCAGUCCGAUUUGGAAGAGCUUAGGACCCAGCAGCAGGAGCAGGCGGAGGAGAUGACAGCUCACCACCAGGCAGCCAUUCAGGAGCUCAGAGACAUGCAUAAUAUCACCAUGGCGACACUGCAUGAGGAGCAUGCCCGGACCAUGAGAGAUUUAAGGAAAGCUCACGAGCAACAGAAAAUGCUUCUUGAGGAGGACUUUGAGAAACUAAGGCUUUCACUUCAGGAUCAAGUGGACACGCUCACAUUUCAAAACCGCAGUCUGCAGGACAAAGCCCAGCGCUUUGAAGAAGCUUUGAGAAAGAGCACUGACGAACAAAUAGUUGAUGCCUUAGCUCCGUACCAGCAUAUUGAGAAGGAUCUGAAGAGCUUAAAGGAGGUUGUGGAAAUGAAGAACCAGCAAAUACACCAGCAAGAGCAGAAGAUCUCAGAUCUGGAGAAAGUGGCUCAAAAGAACGUGUUCCUGGAGGAGAAGGUUCAGGUUCUGCAGCAACAAAAUGAAGAUCUGAAAGCUCGGAUUGAAAGAAACCUCACCUUAUCCAGGCAACUGUCAGAGGAGAACGCCAACCUACAGGAAUCUGUCGAGAAGGAAAGCACGGAGAAGAAACGACUCAGUCGGAACAACGAGGAGCUGCUGUGGCGUCUCCAGACCAGCCCUCUGAUGUCUCCCUCAUCCUCCCCCCUCCACCGCUCCUUCCCUACCUCCCCCAUCCCAUCAUCCCCAUUGUUCUCACCCUCACCUGCUCCUUCACUGGGAUGCCACUCCCCCACCCACUGCCAAGGCUGCCCCCAGCUACAUGGAAAUUACCCACAGUCCGCAUCCCCUUUCCACACAGCCAAUCAGAAUUACUCCCCUGGCCCGGCCACACCCACCCACAGGGUAGCGACCAAUCAGAAUUACUCCCCGGGCCCUGCUACACCCACUCAUAGGGUAACAGCCAAUCGUAAUUCGGCAGCUUGUCUCGCUUUACAGAGAUAGAAAUUUUAAAACCCUAAAUUUUUCUUUAUAUUAAAAAAUACAUUUCUUCUCAAAACUACACUCUCCUUGACCCUUACUGAAUGUGAAAUGUAUUAAGUUGUGUCCAGAAUGACACAUCAAAGUCUUAAACUUGUGUUUUGAGUCUGACUGCUGGCCAUUUUGUUCACAUGUAGGUAAUUUUUACCAAAACAUGCAGGAUGACUCGGCUCACUCUUGAAAUGGUUGUUGCAUAUAUUAUGGAUGAUAGUGACACAAAUCGCGUCAGCAUGAAUUCCUUAAGAGUCCCACAGUCAGGAAGCAGCACACAAGAACAAAAUCCUCAUGCGUUUACAACAGAAACGUAUUCAAUUAAAUGUUACACACUCCCACUGGGAUGAGUUUGGCAGUUGUUUUACAAUACUAAAAUCGCCAACAAAGCGCCUUACUUCUGCCAUUUCACCAGCAAAGGUCAAUCAAUUUGUAUUCAAUAUUUGUCAUUUUUAAUUGGUUUUAAGGAAAUAUUUUGCUCUGGUAUAGUAAUGUUUACCUUCACUGUAGUUAUGCAACUUUGGUGGCAUAUUUUCCCAAAUAUUUCUGUCCAAUUCCGAUUAAAUUAUAUAACCUCAGGGGCAUAUGAUGAUAGAGGUUCCAAUGUAUAUACUACCUUUGCACACAAUUAUUUCUACUGAUAGUAUGUUAACAAACAAUGACGUCUACAUUGUCAUUGUACAAAAAAAAUGAUGACCAAUUAGCAACUAACGUUUUCAUAUUUCAGGCCAUACUGAAAAUGUCCUACAGGUUUUUAUUUUAAAGGAUGCCACACCAGGACUUACUAUUUUGUGUGCAUUCUUGUAAGGACUCUGCAAGAACAUAGCAACUGUUUAAUAUUCCAUACAGUUUUUAAACUAAAUCCAGAAAAGAACUGCAAAAUGCCCACAUCAGAGCCAUAACAGCAGAUACAGCAACACGGUAUCUCGAAACAAGCUUUCAACAAAACAGGACAGUCAAGGUGUGCAUAAGAGGUUAAAUUUCACACUAAUGUCAAUUCUCUACACCUCUGAUGUCAUUCGGCCUCCGUUAUGGCUCUGAUACUACCUCUAAAGGGAGAUAAUUGCCGGAUUGACUUAAGGCUUCUUCAUACUCAUGCGAGAGGCAACCGCGCUGAUGUCACUGCGACUGUCCCGCGCCCAGUUUGUCUUUUAUAUUCGAGCGCAACCAACACACUCAGUUUUCGAAUUGUUCUGCAGCUCUCCUCAAAAUCGGGCUCUCACUCCAGUUGGUUGGCCUAGGACACCACAGGGUGGAGUUUUCUCUGCAUUUCCGAUAGCCGUUUUCAA
Messenger RNA from Syngnathoides biaculeatus (alligator pipefish), 5537 nucleotides. It is a transcript of the gene mtus2a, whose product is annotated as microtubule associated tumor suppressor candidate 2a. The record is from RefSeq and is a predicted model, not a curated record. The transcript is spliced from 15 exons. Gene Ontology annotation, cellular component: cytoplasm; nucleus. Gene Ontology annotation, molecular function: microtubule binding. Lineage: Eukaryota; Metazoa; Chordata; Actinopteri; Syngnathiformes; Syngnathidae. The coding region runs from base 1 to 4221 and encodes 1406 amino acids.